Pseudonaja textilis is the source of this 969-nucleotide messenger RNA. RefSeq names its product olfactory receptor 5F1-like. The record is from RefSeq and is a predicted model, not a curated record. Gene Ontology annotation, molecular function: G protein-coupled receptor activity; olfactory receptor activity. NCBI's taxonomy places the organism in Eukaryota, Metazoa, Chordata, Lepidosauria, Squamata, Elapidae. Gene Ontology annotation, biological process: G protein-coupled receptor signaling pathway. Gene Ontology annotation, cellular component: membrane.
AUGGAAACAAAGAAUCAUACUAAUCUUAAAGAAUUCAUUCUUUGGGGACUAACAGAUGACCCUAAACUUCAGAUCAUAUUCUUUGCUACUGGACUAUUGAUCUACAUUGUCACUUUAACAGGGAAUUUGAUCAUAAUUAUUUUGAUAAAGAUUGAUCAGCGUCUCCAUAUUCCUAUGUACUUCUUACUGAGCAAUUUGUCCUGUACAGAGAUCUGUUACAUCACCACUACCAUGCCAAAGUUGUUGUGGGACCUCCUCUCAGAGACCAAGUCCAUUUCCUUUACUGGUUGCUUUCUCCAAAUGUACUUCUUUCUAACUACUGCUGCCACAGAAGGUGCCCUCCUUUCUGCCAUGGCAUUUGAUCGUUAUGCAGCCAUCUGCCAGCCAUUGCGCUACACUUUACUCAUGAGUCAGCCACUCUGCCAGUGUCUGGUGGCAUGUUCAUGGGCCAUUGGAAAUCUUAAUGCCAUUACCAAUACUACUUUUGUUUUCUCCCUGCACUUUUGUAGUUCCAAUAAAAUAAUGCAUUUCUUUUGUGACAUUCCACCUCUUCUACAUUUAUCCUGUUCUGAUAUUUCCCUUGUUGAGAUGGUGACAUUUAUUAUCUCAGGAAGCAUUAUGAUAACCACUGUUUCCUUCAUUGUCCUCUCAUACUUCUUUAUAAUCUCUGCAGUGCAAAAAAUCCAUACAAUCCAAGGCAAAAUCAAAACAUUCUCCACUUGUGCCUCUCAUCUGACUGUAGUUAGCUUGUUCUACAGCACUGCUAUCUUUACUUACAUGCGUCCAUCCUCUAGUCGCUCAAUAGAACAAGACUGUUUAAUCUCUCUGAUGUAUACAGUAGUCACUCCUUUGCUGAAUCCUCUGAUCUACAGCUUCAAAAAUAAGGAAAUGCAAGCAGCAUUUUUGAAUGUGCUUGGAAAGAAGAAAAUUUUCAACUCUAAAAGUUCUUGCAGCAAUCAAAGAAAUUGA